AUGCUCGCCGCCAGAAACUUCUCUGCUGCUCGCCAGUGCCUGCGGUCCGUCCGUGUGACCCCCAGCUUCGUGGCCCCCGUCUCGCAGAUCCGUGGCUUCGCUGCUCCCGCCGACGAUGCCGUCGCCAAGUUCAAGGGCCAGAAGGGUCCUGAUGGCAAGUACACUGUCACUAUGAUUGAGGGUGAUGGUAUCGGUCCUGAGAUUGCUCAGUCCGUGAAGGAUAUUUUCGAGGCCGCCAAGGCCCCCAUCAAGUGGGAGCCCGUCGAUGUCGGUCCCAUUCUGAAGGACGGCAAGACCGCCAUUCCCGACGAUGCCAUUGCUAGCGUCAAGAAGAACUACGUUGCCCUCAAGGGUCCCCUGGCUACCCCCUACGACGGUGUCGACACUGUCCUGAUCCGUGAGAACACCGAGGGUGAAUAUUCCGGCAUUGAGCACGUUGUUGUCGACGGUGUUGUGCAGAGCAUCAAGCUCAUCACCAAGGAGGCCUCCGAGCGCGUCCUGCGUUUCGCUUUCCAGUACGCAGAGUCCAUCAACAAGAAGAAGGUCCGUGUUGUGCACAAGGCUACUAUCAUGAAGAUGUCCGACGGUCUGUUCCUCAACACUGCCCGCGACAUCUCCAAGGACUUCCCCGGUGUUGAGUUCGACGCUGAGCUGCUGGACAACUCGUGCCUGAAGAUCGUCACCGACCCCACCCCCUACAACGACAAGGUUCUUGUCAUGCCCAACCUGUACGGUGACAUUCUGUCCGACAUGUGCGCCGGUCUGAUCGGUGGUCUUGGUCUGACUCCCUCCGGUAACAUUGGUGACGAGUGCUCCAUCUUCGAGGCCGUCCACGGUUCCGCCCCCGAUAUUGCUGGCCAGGGCCUUGCCAACCCCACUGCCCUGCUCCUGAGCAGUAUCAUGAUGCUGCAGCACAUGGGUCUCCACGACCACGCCAACCGCAUCCAGAAGGCUAUCUUCGACACCCUGGCUGAGGGCAAGGCCCUUACUGGUGACCUUGGUGGUAAGGCCAAGACCCACGAGUACGCUGACGCCAUCAUGAAGCGUCUGUAA
Penicillium cosmopolitanum is the source of this 1053-nucleotide messenger RNA. RefSeq names its product isocitrate dehydrogenase (NAD(+)) IDH2. Lineage: Eukaryota; Fungi; Ascomycota; Eurotiomycetes; Eurotiales; Aspergillaceae. The coding region runs from base 1 to 1053 and encodes 350 amino acids. The record is from RefSeq and is a predicted model, not a curated record. Gene Ontology annotation, molecular function: NAD binding; magnesium ion binding; isocitrate dehydrogenase (NAD+) activity. Gene Ontology annotation, biological process: isocitrate metabolic process; tricarboxylic acid cycle. Gene Ontology annotation, cellular component: mitochondrion. The transcript has 6 exons.